AUGACGUCCGGCGACGGGGCGGGCAUUCGUCGGAGAGUCAGGUUCGCUCCAGAGCACCGUCUUAACUUCAUUGAGAGUUCCUGGACGAGCAAUAGGCGCUCUACGUGGAUGGCCACGCAGAUCAUUUUCGAAACAUUUACUCCUGACGAAGUCACAGAGCAUAUGAUCGAUGAAGCUGCGAAACUCUUCAACGAGAACUACGGUACUUGGGGUCCAUAUUCGGAGAAACCAGGAAAACCUGUCAGACUUAGCACAAAGAGACUGCGAGAGCAAUAUCUGGCCGAUCCCGCAAGCUCUUACACCCGAUAUCAAAGCAGCAGCAUCUGUUGGGUCACUGAGUUGGUCGUACACAAGGAACAUCGUAGUCAUGGCCUCGCUGCCAGUCUUCUGCGUUCACUCAGGCUCGAUACAGAUGACAUCUACGGCCUUAUGAGUUCACAUCGACACGCAUGUUUGGCAGCUGCUAAGUCCUUUGGAACACAUAUCGAGAAAAUCCCUCUAGACUUCAUCCAAACGAACGCAGCUGGAAUCAUGGGGGCCUCCCCGGUGUCCUAUAUCAAAGAUGCGAAGUUGUGCGGCGACCUCUUUGAUCCUGAUGAUACGAGCGGUCUAAUUUCUAGCGUUAAUACCUUUUUUUUCGUGGACCAUGAGGAACCAUUGCAGGCUUUGACUUUGGUUCAACAAGAUUGGAAGUGGCCAUUUGGCAGCCUGCCGGAGGGUAAGGAGUUUCUCCUUCUGCUGAGGACUCGUGAAUCGAGAUCGCGGUCUUCAUCAGCAAGUGGAAGGGAUCCUGCCAACCCAUCUAGGUAG
Lasiosphaeria miniovina is the source of this 810-nucleotide messenger RNA. RefSeq lists its product as uncharacterized. The record is from RefSeq and is a predicted model, not a curated record. The transcript has 4 exons. Bases 1 to 810 code for a protein of 269 amino acids. Lineage: Eukaryota; Fungi; Ascomycota; Sordariomycetes; Sordariales; Lasiosphaeriaceae.